CUCCUCCCACUCCUCUAGUCCUCUCCCCUGCCUGCCACCCCUUUUGACUCCUCGCCCUCACUCUCCUCCACCUCGCUGCCAAGCAAUCACUCCCACUAGCUUUCCCCACCGCCGCCUGGCUGCCUCCCCUGGUCCGCUCCUGUUCUCGAUCUCUCCCCGUUCCUCCUCCUGACCGAGCCGCCGGGCGUGGACACAAAGGCGGCGGCGGCGGCGGCGCUGCGGGUGGUGGACGGCUAAAUGGGGACGGGGGGCUCGCGGGCGCCGGCCCUGGCGCUCGCCUUGCUUCUCGCCUGCGCCCACGUCACCCUCGUCGCGGCGCAGGACACCGAGCGCAUCGAAGGAAGUGCUGGUGAUGUGCUAGAAGAUGAUCCUGUCGGGAGGCUCAAGGUGUAUGUGUAUGAGUUGCCCACCAAGUACAACAAAAAGAUGGUGGCCAAGGAUUCUAGAUGCCUCAGCCACAUGUUUGCUGCAGAGAUCUUCAUGCACCGGUUCCUAUUGUCUAGUGCAAUCCGGACUUUAAAUCCAGAAGAAGCUGAUUGGUUCUAUACUCCAGUAUACACAACAUGUGACCUUACCCCAUGGGGUCACCCCUUGCCCUUCAAGUCUCCAAGGAUAAUGAGAAGCGCAAUUCAGUUCAUUUCCAAGCGCUGGCCAUACUGGAACAGGACAGAGGGAGCAGAUCAUUUCUUUGUUGUCCCACAUGACUUUGGUGCAUGCUUCCAUUACCAGGAAGAGAAGGCUAUUGAGCGAGGAGUCCUUCCAUUGCUUUCCCGUGCAACACUGGUCCAGACUUUUGGGCAGAAAGAUCAUGUAUGCCUAAAGGAAGGCUCCAUCACCAUCCCACCAUAUGCUCCCCCGCAGAAGAUGAAAACUCACCUUGUUCCCCCAGAGACCCCUCGUUCAAUCUUUGUCUAUUUCCGUGGUUUAUUCUAUGAUACUGCAAAUGAUCCUGAGGGUGGUUACUAUGCAAGGGGUGCCCGUGCAUCAGUCUGGGAGAACUUCAAGAACAACCCGCUGUUCGACAUCUCGACAGACCACCCACCAACUUACUAUGAGGACAUGCAGCGAGCCGUCUUCUGCUUGUGCCCACUGGGCUGGGCCCCAUGGAGCCCCCGUUUGGUGGAGGCGGUGGUCUUUGGCUGCAUCCCCGUGAUCAUCGCUGAUGACAUUGUCCUUCCCUUUGCGGACGCCAUCCCAUGGGAGGAGAUUGGUGUCUUUGUGGCUGAGGACGAUGUCCCCAAGCUGGACACCAUCCUGACCUCCAUACCGAUGGAAGUGAUCCUCCGGAAGCAGAGGCUGCUCGCGAACCCAUCGAUGAAGCAGGCCAUGCUGUUCCCGCAGCCCGCCCAGCCCGGUGACGCCUUCCACCAGAUCCUGAACGGGCUGGCGCGGAAGCUGCCGCACGGCAAGGACGUGUUCCUGAAGCCCGGGCAGAAGGUGCUGAACUGGACCGAGGGCCCCCGAGGCGAUCUGAAGCCGUGGUAGGUAUAUAUAGUGGCAUGCCAGCAUCACCAUUGCUGGUGUUCUCGUGCAAACACCACAGCCAGUGAACCAGAAGUCCGGAAGAGAGGCUGAUCAACGAGGAUGGAUGACGCUGAUGAAGUGAACCAAGCCAUUAAAUCAUUGAAUGCGAAGCCCUUUCACUUCCUUCUCCCCUGCCGUGCUUCUCUUUGAGGCAAUGUGGCGUGCUUUCCCUGUAUGACAGCGCCUAUUUUAGCCUUUAUUUAGUGUUAGCCUAGAUGGUGGGAAAUGUAAUGUAUGGCCGGUGUAUCAUAUGCAUGAUAUUAUACAGUCGCAGGUUUACGAUGGGGAAAAUAACGCUAUCUCCAGCGAUAUCCUCUAAA
Panicum hallii is the source of this 1844-nucleotide messenger RNA. Its product is annotated as probable glucuronosyltransferase Os01g0926600. Lineage: Eukaryota; Viridiplantae; Streptophyta; Magnoliopsida; Poales; Poaceae. Bases 238 to 1485 code for a protein of 415 amino acids. Gene Ontology annotation, molecular function: glycosyltransferase activity. Gene Ontology annotation, biological process: glucuronoxylan biosynthetic process; plant-type secondary cell wall biogenesis. The record is from RefSeq and is a predicted model, not a curated record. The transcript is spliced from 4 exons.